This is a messenger RNA of Saccharomycopsis crataegensis, 3147 nucleotides long. It is a transcript of the gene NTO1, whose product is annotated as Nto1p. The transcript has a single exon. Gene Ontology annotation, cellular component: MOZ/MORF histone acetyltransferase complex. Gene Ontology annotation, biological process: regulation of transcription by RNA polymerase II. The record is from RefSeq and is a predicted model, not a curated record. Bases 1 to 3147 code for a protein of 1048 amino acids. NCBI's taxonomy places the organism in Eukaryota, Fungi, Ascomycota, Saccharomycetes, Ascoideales, Saccharomycopsidaceae.
AUGAGGCAGCGGCACAGCAGCCGCAAGAAGGGGAGAAUACCCACAAGAAAUGGUGGCGAAACAAAUAGGAAGAAAAACCCUUUACUGAAUAGCCAGAUUACGGGGUACGAUUCUGAGAAGCCCAGAGAAGAAACAGAAUAUCAAGCUUUCUAUCCUGAUUUGGACAUCAAAGAACCAUUGAGCGUAUACAUUGUCAAAUCUCUGGAUGCUGAUUUCGAAGAGUCUGGGUCACAACAACCACAAAAACAACCAUUACCAGAAACACUGCCCGGAGAUAUUAAAAAGAGGAUUGAAUUGUCUAACGGAAAUUUAACUCAAAAUGAAAAGCGGCAGUUAAUGAAAGCCAUCAUGCCAAAACCACCGUUACAACUCUUUAUUAAGGAAUUAUUGCAAUUUAGUGACGAAUCAGAAGUUUCAUCUCAUUCAAAAGUACCCACAAAGACAAAAGCAGAGUUGUAUGCAUCUUUUAGGAAAAUUGCUACACCAAAAUCCAAUAAGAGAGGUCUUGAAGAUUCCGAUGAAGCUGAUACUUACACCAUCUACAAUAAAAAGAAGAAAUUUUUCAACUACAUUGAAGAGGAAAAGCAGCGACAGGAGAAUACUCAACUAAAGGAAACCAACGGGGUACCCCGCCAGUGCCCGGACCUAUCUUCAUCAACCCCAAGCUCAAGAACCCUGGAAAGUGUAUCGUCAACACCCAAUUCUUCUAUUGAUUUCCAAAACCCAUUAAUGGGUAAGGUUUUGGGCUCAAGCUUAUUGUCAUCAGGUGGCAUAAGAGAUGAAAAUUGUGUCAAUAGAAAUUGUGGUCAUCAACAACUUGUAAAUAAUAAUCCACCAACGGAAAGUGCUAUUCGCCAUCCUUAUUUUACACCCCAAAUAAUUCCUAGACCAUCAUUGGAUUUGAUUUUAGAAAGAAAUCCAAACUUGAUUUAUCAACAAAGUCGAAUCAUUACAGAAACAUAUUUCAAGAAAAUUAAGAAAGCAAGCUUUGAUAUAUCCUCUAAUGCAAAUUUACUUAAUUCAUAUUUAUCCAAUGCAAAUUUCAAAUUGCCUAACAAUGAAUCGUUUGAGGAAUUGAGAAAAGAAAACCAGAUAACCAAGAGUUGUGAAUUGUCGGAAAACAACGAUGACGACGCCGUUGGUGGUAUUGAACCAUCAUGUAAACUGCUAUCCACUCUAAAUCCAAAUAUUCAAAAAAGCGAAUUCAAGAAUAAAAUCAGAUAUUUUGGAUUCAAAAAACUGCAAGAAUACGAGUUGUCAAGAACCUAUAUUCGUGAGAAUGAUUAUGUCAACACCGAAUCUUUUGAAUUGGAUGUUUUUGAAGAGUUUGCGAUAUCCCACAAGCUUGAUAUCAAAGGGUUUAGUAUGUUCAGAUGCAUGUAUGAUAUGGAUGAACAAGAUGAUUAUUUACUCGGAAUAAUCAAUAAAAAACGGGUAAAGAACAAGCAGGUUUUUAUUCCUCCCGAAAUAUUUGAAAUUUGCAUCUCGUUCCUUGAAAAAGAAUGGUAUUUUUUAUCCAAAAGAAUCCCUAGAAACAUCGACGGAGAAAAUGAAUUGGCUUUGAAAUAUGAGAAAGCCAAAGAAUUUGCAAACUUAUUUGGUUCGGAUGAUGGGAUUGGAAUGGCACCAGAAAAUGACCAGCCUUGUGCAGUAUGUAACGAUAGCGACUGUGAUAACCAAAAUGCCAUUGUAUUUUGUGAUGGGUGUAAUAUUGCGGUGCAUCAAGAAUGUUAUGGGGUGGUCUUUAUUCCUGAAGGUCAAUGGUUAUGCCGAAGAUGUAUGAAUUUGAAGAGAAGGAAAAUCCUGUGUGAGUUCUGUCCUUCACUUACCGGGGCUUUUAAACAAACAGAUUCUGGCUCGUGGUCGCAUCUUUUAUGCGGCUUAUGGAUUCCAGAAUUAGGAUUGAAAAGCAAUAUCUAUAUGGAAACCAUUGAUGGGAUUGAAAAAAUUCCCAAGAGUCGGUGGAAAUUGGUGUGUUAUAUAUGCAAACAAAAGAUGGGGGCGUGUAUUCAAUGUGCCAACAAGAAUUGUUUUCAGGCAUUUCAUGUCACUUGUGCUAAACGUGCUGGUCUAUAUUUGAAAAUGCACGGUGGAAUCCAGGGGGUACUUCAUGAUAAAAUGAAUUUGACGGCAUUUUGCGAUAAGCAUUUACCUAAUGAUUAUCAUCAUUCGACCCAGGUGAAAGAAGGGAUUGAUAAGACCCGGUCGUAUUUCUCUAUGCUCAACCAUCAUGAAAAUGAUGGACCAAAAUACAAGACGUUUGGUGAUGGUAUCAGUUAUUUUGAACAUGCCAAUAUGAUGCGGAAAAAAUCGUCUCGAACCGUUGUCUCGGCGGUGAAGGCGUUGAAGGAUAAUAAUCAUAAAAUCUUGCGUUGGCAAUCACGUAAGGGUACCCCUAUUGCCCCUCAACUAUUUCUUGAUAAAUUGAUGAAGUUGCUAAUUUUUUUGAAAGUGGAGGAUGGGGCGGUUGACAAGUUGGCGCAAACUAUUUGCAAGUAUUGGGCGUUGAAACGUGAAUGGAAAACCAGUCCGUUAAUCAAAACUCUUGAUGUUUAUAAUUUAUCGAGUGUUGAGAGUUCGAGCGAGGCGAUUAAAAAAAUCAAGAUGGGGAAUGUCAUGAAUAAUGAUAUUCAUAAGUUAAUCGAUAUUUCUGAGGAUAUUAUUACUCGGCAAAAGUUGCUUUUGGAAGGAUACACCAAGGAUAUUGAAAAUAUUGAGAAAAUUAGUUUUCCAGUAUGUGGUUUGAUUAAGCCGAUUCUCGCCAAAGUUAUUAGGUUAGACUCGGAAGAUCUUUUGAGGCAAUAUGAGCCAUCGGUGGUGAAGGAUGGGAAAGUUGUCAAAAAUGUGGACAUUUUGAGUUUGGAUCGAAUUGUUGAUAAAUUAGGGAAAUCGGGGUACACCAAAUGUGUAGCGGAAUUCAACAAUGAUCUAAAAUUGUUGUUUAAGAAUGUGGAACAAUCGCAAGAAAAAAGGGAGAGUGUGAAGGCAUUACAACAAAUACUCCGGCACCAAUUCAUUGAUCAAGUUUAUCCUGAGUUGGAUAGAGUUAAAAAAUUGGAAUAUGAAAUCUUCGAAAAAAACCGGGGUAAAGGAGGGUAUGAAUCGGUGCUUAAUGACCUAGAACUUGAUGACGUUGCUAAGGACUAA